GGGAACUCGCAAGGCAUUCUGGGUACUGUCAUGGUGGCUCGCUGUGGAUGUGAACAAAACGUUUCCUUACAUGUUUUAGUUUUGUUGUCGUCGAAACAUUUUAAGUAGUUUUUGCUAACUUUUGGAUAAACCUGCCAGCGAAAUGGCUUCCACGGCGGCAGGCAAACAGCGGAUACCGAAGGUGGCGAAGGUGAAGAAUAAAGCUCCCGCAGAGGUUCAGAUCACUGCUGAGCAGCUGCUGAGGGAAGCCAAAGAGAGAGAGCUCGAACUUCUCCCUCCACCACCAAAACAGAAGAUCACUGAUGAGGAGGAGCUGAACGAUUACAAACUCAAGAAGAGGAAGGGGUUUGAGGACAACAUCAGAAAGAAUCGCACUGUCAUCAGUAACUGGAUAAAAUACGCACAAUGGGAGGAAAGCCUGAAGGAGAUCCAGAGGGCCCGUUCCAUUUACGAGCGAGCGCUGGACGUCGAUCACCGCAACAUCACUCUGUGGCUGAAGUAUGCCGAGAUGGAGAUGAAGAGCCGGCAGGUGAACCACGCCCGCAACAUCUGGGACAGAGCCAUCACCAUCCUCCCACGAGUCAACCAGUUCUGGUACAAGUACACCUACAUGGAGGAGAUGCUGGGGAACGUCGCUGGCUGCAGGCAGGUGUUUGAGCGUUGGAUGGAGUGGGAGCCUGAGGAACAGGCCUGGCACUCCUACAUCAACUUUGAGCUGCGCUACAAGGAAGUGGACAAAGCCCGCACCAUUUAUGAGCGAUUCGUCAUGGUUCACCCCGAAGUGAAGAACUGGAUCAAGUACGCUCGUUUUGAAGAGAAGCAUGGCUACAUCGCUCACAGCAGGAAGGUGUACGAGAGGGCGGUGGAGUUCUUCGGAGAGGAACAUGUGGACGAAAACCUCUUUGUGGCCUUUGCCAAGUUUGAGGAGACGCAGAAAGAGUUUGAACGUGUUCGGGUGAUCUAUAAGUACGCUUUGGACAGAAUUCCUAAACACCAGGCACAGGAGCUCUUCAAGUACUACACGAUGUUCGAGAAGAAGUUUGGAGACCGGAGGGGAAUCGAAGACGUCAUUGUCAGCAAACGAAGGUUCCAGUAUGAGGAGGAAGUCAAGGCGAACCCACACAACUACGACGCGUGGUUUGAUUACCUCCGCCUCGUGGAGAACGACGCUGACCCUGACACAGUGAGAGAGGUUUAUGAGAGAGCCAUCGCCAACGUGCCCCCCAUCCAGGAGAAGAGACACUGGAAACGAUACAUCUACCUGUGGAUCAACUACGCUCUGUACGAAGAGCUGGAGGUCAAGGAUCCUGAGACAACAAGGCAGGUGUACCAGGCCUGUCUGGAUCUCAUCCCACAUAAAAAGUUCACAUUUGCUAAGAUUUGGCUGCUCUACGCUCAGUUUGAGAUCCGGCAGAAGAACCUGCAGGGAGCUCGAAAGGUCAUGGGUACUGCGAUCGGUAAAUGCCCGAAGAACAAACUGCUGAAGGGCUACAUCGAGCUGGAGCUGCAGCUGCGCGAGUUCGACCGCUGCAGGAAGCUGUAUGAGAAAUACCUGGAGUUCAGUCCGGAGAACUGCACCACCUGGAUCAAGUUCUCAGAGCUGGAGACGAUCCUGGGAGACAUCGAGCGAGCCCGCGGCAUCUUCGAACUCGCCAUCGGACAGCCACGACUGGACAUGCCAGAGGUGCUGUGGAAGUCCUACAUUGACUUUGAGAUUGAGCAGGAGGAGUUUGGAAACACCAGAAACCUUUACAAAAGGCUGCUGCAGCGCACACAGCAUGUCAAGGUUUGGAUCAGCUACGCCAAGUUCGAGCUGUCCAUCGACAGCCCCGACAGGCUGCACAGGUGCCGGCAGAUCUUCGAGGAGGCCAACAAGAGCAUGAGGAACUGCGAGGAGAAGGAGGAGCGGCUGAUGCUGCUCGAGUCCUGGAGCGACUUUGAGAAGGAGUUCGGCUCCGACAGCACCAUGGAGAGAGUCAGGAAGCUGCUGCCAGAGAAGGUGAAGAAGAGGAGGAAGCUGACGGCCGAGGACGGGUCGGACGCAGGUUGGGAGGAGUACUACGACUACAUCUUCCCAGAGGAUGCCGCCAACCAGCCCAACCUCAAACUGCUGGCAAUGGCAAAGAUGUGGAAGAGGCAGCAGAUGGUGGAGGAGGACGUUCCAGAAAAAGCUCCAACGGCCGAAGAGACGUCGUCGCCGUCCUCUGACGAAACCGCAGCUCCUCCUGAAAACCUGCCGGAAAACGACUCCGACAGAAACACUGCAACCGAAACAGAGCAGGAGAAGACGUACGACGACCGGGAUGACGACGACAGCAGCAGCAGCAGCAGCGACAGUGACAGUAAUGAUGGAGAGAAAGAGGCGAAAGAGAGCCGGAGUGGAGAUGAAGAUAAAGAUAAAGAUUAGAUUGAUGUUUCCCCGCUCAGGGACAGACGUUCAUCCCGGAUCAAUGUUUUUUUUUUUUUUUUUUUUUACUGAUCUGUUUUUCUAACAAAAACAACAAACCCAGCUCACGAGCAGUCUUUAUUGUAUGACCAUGUUUUCUCUGCAAUGGAGCCAUCAGACGUGCAUCAAUACAAAUACAAUACUCGCUUGUUGUUAUUUCUUAAGCAAAUGCUCAUUUAGAAUUUACAGGAAAUAAAACUGAAUGGGUAUUAGAUUGUUGAGGAAAUUAAAAUUUGUACAACCAGUGGCUCUCUGACUGUGACUCAGCGCUAAGAAAUGGUAAGCAACAUAUGUGACAGUUUAACUAUGUACAAUGUAACUGAGCAGGACCUGUAAUUACAUAUAAUUCACACGUGAUUCUCAGGAUAAAGAGAGCAGCGCGUCAGAGAGCCACAGUCUACUGUUAUUCGAUGUCUUCUGGUCUGACGGGAUGUGGCAGCGGGAUGAUUGACUUCUUCUCUGUGUCUCUGGACAGAGCUUUCCUCAUAUCUGCAAGAAGGGAAAAAAGAAAUAUAAAUAGUCACGGCUCUGUUUGUUCUGGAGGAACAGCGCCCUCUUCUGUUGCGUGUUAUAAAGCCGAAUAAAUGUGCAGCACAGAGGCUUUGUUUGUAAUA
Messenger RNA from Siniperca chuatsi (mandarin fish), 3060 nucleotides. RefSeq names its product crooked neck pre-mRNA splicing factor 1 (gene crnkl1). Gene Ontology annotation, biological process: spliceosomal complex assembly; mRNA splicing, via spliceosome. Bases 143 to 2407 code for a protein of 754 amino acids. The transcript has 14 exons. Gene Ontology annotation, cellular component: Prp19 complex; U2-type catalytic step 2 spliceosome; post-mRNA release spliceosomal complex. The record is from RefSeq and is a predicted model, not a curated record. Gene Ontology annotation, molecular function: protein binding. NCBI's taxonomy places the organism in Eukaryota, Metazoa, Chordata, Actinopteri, Centrarchiformes, Sinipercidae.